AUGUCUGCGUCGAACCGCUCCGUGAAGUUCUCCUUUUCGGAGUCGUCAACCGCCGAAGCGCCGACAGAGCCGCCACAGGAUGCCGCCGCACCGCCCACAACCACCGUGGGGGCGGCCUCUGCAGCACACGAUGCCGCAGAGGCCGAACCCGCAGCCGUUCGAGCUGCCAUAACAACGGCGGAGCCGCCAACUUCCGCACCAUCACCAUCAGCGCCUUCUACCACCACUCCAAAAGCGAACGCAGCGGCCCCGCCCGAACCGGCAACGCCGGCACCUCCUGCUGCGCUGAAGUCCGCGAUGAAGUCGAAGGACCGCAUCGGCGGUGCCCCCCGCCGCAGCGCCUUCGUUUACUGCGAAGAAUGCGGGCAGAACGUGCCGGUCGAGGAGUGGCCGGACCAUCGUGACCGCCUGCGCAAAGUGAACAUGGUCGAACAGGUGAGCACCUUCCAUGAACGCAUCGUGCGCUUUUUCGGGGAGCUGCUCAUGUGGAUACUGCGCAGCGUGUACUUCCGCGAGGUGACCGUGGUGGGCCGCGAGAACAUCCCUCGCGCCGGCGCGGUGGUGUUCUAUGGCAAUCAUCAGAACCAGUUUAUCGACGCGCUGAUGAUGAACUCGCACUGCGGCCGCCCGGUGCGCUUCCUGAUGGCCGAGAAGGCUUUUCAUCAGCCGGUGAUUGGCCGGGUCGGCCGCCUCUUCAACUCGGUGCCGGUGAUUCGCCCGCAGGACGUGCCGCUGGUCCCCGGGGAAGGAGUGCUGAUCAAGACGAGCGAUAGAACGAUUCUCGGCGAGGGGACGAAGUUCUCGAAGCUCAGAAAAGGCGACGUGCUGGUCUGGGCGGUCCCGGCGUGUAAGAAGGUUGUCGCACAGGUAAGUCGCAUCUGCAGCGACGCGGAGGUGGAGGUCACCGUGCCGAUCCCGCCGGAGCACGUGGUGUGUGCGCCGACGAGCUACAACUCUUCCCGCCGCAUUGAUCACUCCGAGAUGUACGCCAAGGUGUAUGAUACGCUGCAGAAGAACGACUGCAUUGGCAUCUUCCCCGAAGGCGGCUCGCACGACCACACGUCACUGCUGCCGCUGAAAGCCGGGGUGGCGCUCUUCAGCCUCGGCGCGGCGGAGCGCCACAUCAGCGUGCAGAUCGUGCCGGUGGGCCUGACCUACCUGUACGGGCACAAGUUUCGAAGCCGUGCGUACAUCGAGUUUGGCGAGCCGAUCUCGCCACCGGCGGAGUUGGUGCGGCUCUUCGACACCGACAAGCGAAAGGCGACGGGGCUCUUCCUGGAGCAGCUGAACGCCGCGCUGCGCGCCGUCACCAUCAACGUGCCCGACUACCAAACGCUCAACUUUCUGCACUCCUUCCGCCAGCUCUACCAACCGCCGAAUUGCACGCUGUCGGCGCGCGACUACCUCCGCCUGAUUCGCCGCCUGAGCAAUGUGAUUGAGGAAAAGAAAGGCAGCCCCGACUUCAUCGAGUUCCGUGAGAAGGUGGAGAACUACUCCGACUUUUGCAGCGCGUUGAUGGUGCGCGACAGUCAGGCGGCCACGCUGAAGCAGCUCCUCAACGCGGACAGCGAGACGCCGCAGGUCGAGCUGCUGCUGCGCCGCACCUUUGCGCUUUACCUCAUGGCGGUGAUUCUCGUCCCAUUUUUCCUCGUAGGGCUCCCCAUUGGCGGCGUUGUGAAGUACUUCGCACUGAAGCGGACGAAGCAGGCGCGGUCGGCGAGCGCGGUGAAAAUUGUCGGUGCCGAUGUGACGGGCUCCUUCAAGAUUCUCAUCUCCUUCGUUGUGGUGCCCGCCGCUUUUAUGUUUGUCUCGCUGGUUGUGUUUCUUUACACCGACCUGCGCACCGCCCUCGUGGUUUUCUUUUCCCUCCCGAUGGCCAUGUACGUGUCACUCCUAAUCUUGCAAGAGGCGAUUAUGGAGCUGCGCGCAGCCCUGCCGCUGUUCAUGUCGCUGGUGUCGCGGCACAAGCAGUUCAAGAAGCUCUACGAGCGUCGCGAGGACUUGGCGAAGCAGGCGCGCGCCAUCGUUCACAAGUACGACCCCCAACUGGAAGAGGAGAUGAAGGUGUAUGUCGAUAUGUGCGACAGCGACAAUGAGCUGGACCGCGAGCCGUCGCUCUUCUCCUUGCGCUACAGCGUGCGCCGACGUCAGGCAACGAACGCGUGA
Messenger RNA from Leptomonas pyrrhocoris, 2166 nucleotides. Its product is annotated as putative glycerol-3-phosphate acyltransferase. Gene Ontology annotation, biological process: phospholipid biosynthetic process. Bases 1 to 2166 code for a protein of 721 amino acids. NCBI's taxonomy places the organism in Eukaryota, Euglenozoa, Kinetoplastea, Trypanosomatida, Trypanosomatidae. Gene Ontology annotation, cellular component: endoplasmic reticulum membrane. Gene Ontology annotation, molecular function: glycerone-phosphate O-acyltransferase activity; glycerol-3-phosphate O-acyltransferase activity. The record is from RefSeq and is a predicted model, not a curated record. The transcript has a single exon.